CUAAUGAGAUUUCUCCUAGAACAUGUUAAUCAAGGAAUUUGUUUAUUAAGGCGAUGUUUUGGUGGCAAUAUCAACAAUAGAAAUUCGGCUGCCUAUGUAGGCAACAGUUUAAAAGGAGGAGUAUAUUAAGUCUGCAGUCCCUACAAGAAAAUAGAUAUUACGACAAUACAGAAUUCUCGACAACCCCUGAGUGAUCAUUAGCCACCAUGAAUAAAGGAACAUCCGCAGACCACUUCUUCCAAACUGACGCCGAACAAGCCAAACAAGAGAGACGGGCAGCAAAAGCCGGUAACAAAAAUGGUAACCCUAUCGCUCUCAAGUCCAAAAUAUUAGCCGCUGUACCGGAUCCUACAAACCCGUCGUCUAUUUUCGUUGCGGAGUCUGCCGGCUCAGUGCGAAGAAUGAACGUUGAUACUGGUGACACAAAGCAAGUAUUCCGAGGCCCAUCAGCACCGGUAACAUGUGUCGCUGUCGGUGGGUCUGGGAACAAGACUCUCUUUGCCGGAUCUUGGGAUAAGGACAUUUGGUCCUGGGAUAUAGAGUCCAAGGCGCCAGGUCGCAAGUUUAGUGGUCAUUCGGACUUUGUCAAGGCCGUUGUAACCACAAAAUUCGGAGGAAAGGACUACUUGAUAAGCGGCGGCGCGGAUAAGAAGAUUAUGGUUUGGGAUCUGGAAACCGGAUCGCGAGUUCACGUACUGCAAGAUCAGACUGUGUCGAUGAUGGCUAUCCAAGAUCUUGUCAUAGAUCCAGUACAGUCCAGCGCAGAUGAAGUCAUACUUGUCAGCGCGAGUAGUGACCCUCAUAUCCGUCGAUGGCGUAUUAAGGCAGACGGCUUUGAGCAAAUCAAGGAGUCGUCGCCAGAUGAACCCGGUGCGGCACGACACACUAUCCUGGAGCAUGAUACUACAGUGUACAAGCUAGUAUUCGAUGGUGAAGGUGAAGAAGUAGACCUAUGGACAUCCAGCGGCGACGGCACAGCGAAAUGUUUAUCUCGAAUAAAGGGAUUCGCUACGGACGAUUCAAUCCACCACGGAGACCAUGUGCGAACUGUCGCAGUAACAGAUCAAUGGAUAAUAACAGGUGGAAGAGAUGAGGAUAUCAAGGUCUGGAAUCGCUCAUCAGGGAAGCUGUACUGUACUCUUGAUGGUCAUUUUGACGAGGUUACUGACCUCGUCGCCCUUGACGGAGGCAGACGCGUUGUUUCCGUAUCGAUUGAUGGGACCGUACGGACAUGGCCACUCGACCAAGCCAGUCUGGAUAAAGUGAACAAGGAGAAGGAAGAUAAGGCCAAGGGAGUCGAACAGGAAACAACAACAGAGCCUGCGAAGAGCCUCAUGACGGCGGAGGAGGAAGCUGAGCUUGCUGAAUUGAUGGGGGAUGAUGAUUAACCCACCCCUACCCAAUAUAACAGUGAAUAAAUCACCUAACACAAACUCGAAUUCAGGGCUUUCGAGUUGAAUGAUCGAAAAGCGCGACAGUAUGAGUCAAGUAUAAACAAACAGCAGCCCGAAGCCUUGUUUGGCAUCAAAUGAGAGUUACAGCCGUUGGCCGAAACAACGGGAGGCAGGUUUCACCUCGAAGGAAUGUAGGCACGUGUAUAUGGAAACCAUGC
Molecule: messenger RNA, 1612 nt
Organism: Hypoxylon trugodes
Lineage: Eukaryota; Fungi; Ascomycota; Sordariomycetes; Xylariales; Hypoxylaceae
Product: WD40 repeat-like protein
Exons: 3
Coding region: 207-1388 (393 amino acids)
Biological process (GO): negative regulation of transcription by RNA polymerase II
Cellular component (GO): nucleus; transcription repressor complex
Molecular function (GO): protein binding
Source: RefSeq, a predicted model, not a curated record